UGAUAUUCCAAACGAUCCGUGGCAUGGCCGAUAAUCCAUAGCUAGGCUGCUGCCACCGUAACACACUCGUCGAUCACAAUGAGGCCGUCAUUCCAGGCGACAAUUGUGAGCAAUGGACGACGCGUGGGCUACGCAACCCGUGCCUCGCCUAAACGGAUGUACAAUGUAAACGCGUAACGAACGAUAUUGUCGACGCGUUCAACUAAUUCGUCGUCGUCUCUCUCUCUCUCCCUCUCCCUCUGUCCGACGAACGAACGGGAAAGGAAAGAGACGAUCGCGAAGGUCGCGAUGACAGGUAUCUUCCAGCUGACCAUCCGACCGUCUUCGAAUCGGUUUAGGUUAGCUCUAUCGCACUUUGUCUCGUUCGACUUCACCCUGGUGUCAAGACGGUUUAUCGAUCGUCCAGUCAACCCUGAAUUCCAUUAGGAGACAAAUACCUGGCGUAACGAUUGUUUAUCUCUCGAAUCGCGUAGCGCGACACAAGGUUGGGUGUCGACGUUAAAAAACGGAUCGGUGAAACGGAUGCAACGCGGAUCUGAAUCGGAGCAGGCGAGCUGUUAGGCACGGGUGGGCUGCGAGGCGUUAAGCGCGACUCGUGUGUCGCCGUAAUGCUGAUAAGCCAAGAUACAACCACAGCCACGCGUCUAGUCCGCAGAGAAUGUUUGGCGUGUCCUGUGCCCCGCCCUUGGGGUUGGCGGGAGCAAUAGACCCGACAGCGUAGACAAUGCCCCUAUAAAAGCACCUUCGAGCCAGCUCGAUGUCAGCACAUCCAGCACUCCAGUCAUCGAAGCAACGCUUCCGACACAGUUCACCGGCAAAUCGAACCCCUCUUCGACUUUCAACCAUGUGCACCCUGGUAGCGGUCUUCCUCGCGGCAGUCGUCUCGGUGGUGGCAGCGGCGCCCUCCGGUCUAUUGGCACCCGGUGCUGCUCUCGCUGGACCGAUCUUGGGUCCUGCUGCCCUUAGCGGACCCAUCCUAGGACCGUCGGCCCUUGCCGGACCGGUAGUUGGCCCAGCUCGUCUUUCCGGAGCCGUCGAUGGCGGAGCCGUGGUCACCGGAGCCGUCGCUGGCCCUUCGAUCGUUUCCGGCAGCGUCGCUGGGCACGGAGGCUGGCCUGCCCUCGCUGCUCCCGCCGUUCUGCCACCUUGGGGAGCGGUAUUGUCCGGUCCAGUGUCACCUGCUGCGGCUCUAGCUGGACCCAUCACCGCCCCGGCGCUCAUUGCUGGACCAUCCGGUAGUAUAGCGGCUGGACCAGCCGGAGUCGGUGGUAUCGUUCGCGCGGACGGACACUGGUAAUUCACCCCGUGCUGGACCUCCAUCCCCAACGACAUCCUCGACUGAUCUCCGCCGAUGCCUGCCAUUUUUUAAACCGACCGCGCCACGAUCUCCCUCAUUUACCGCUAGUACCUCCAUCGUUUUAUCUUCUACAUGUAUUCUGUGUACAUAACAAUGUUUCGUAUAUGAUAUUAUAUGUUAUAAUAAACGCAUGCCACUUUGGAGAGGAAAUUGUUUUGUUAUUACGAUAUUAAUUAUUACGCAAUUCGCUCCUUUAACCUUUCUGCAUCGUUUCAUCGAAUCGAUGCCGUCGUUUAAACAUAAAUCGCGACAGAAACGAGCGAAUGAACUUUUCACUCUUUUUAUACAACGCACGUAAAGAGCAUCUCGCAAUCGUUUGCGUCUGUUAGGUAGUUUGACAAUCAUUAAAACGCUGUAAAACGGUUGAUUAUUAUUACUCGGCGAACAAUGCCCGAAGGAUAUAAUUAAGACAAAGUAAUAUAAUAAUUAAGAUUCACGGGCAAACGCUGUGCCGCGAAUUUCAA
This is a messenger RNA of Megachile rotundata (alfalfa leafcutting bee), 1821 nucleotides long. RefSeq lists its product as uncharacterized. The record is from RefSeq and is a predicted model, not a curated record. Lineage: Eukaryota; Metazoa; Arthropoda; Insecta; Hymenoptera; Megachilidae.